UUUACAGCGACACUAACUGUUGCGUUCUCUCAGCAAUGGUUGAUCCCGAAGUGAUUAUUCCAAAUAUAUAAACUGUCUUUCUGGAGGCACGAAAGAGAUUUUGUUAAGCAGAUGGGUCUUCCCACGAACCUGCCGCGAAUUGAACAAUUCGUAGCAUCACGGUUUUUUUGCAUCUGUUCGCAUUAUUAUGGGAGAGGAAGCAGACAAAGGCAACAAGUUCAGCACACAUCUUUAAGGGCGUACAAUGUUGUGCCACCAGCUAGAGACAGCACCGAGAAAGCCAUGAUGGACAGAAUGCUCAGGGUGGACCAUGCAGGAGAGUAUGGAGCCAACCGAAUCUAUGCUGGGCAAAUGGCUGUUCUUCGAAGAACUUCAACAGCAGCGUUGAUUGAGCACAUGUGGGACCAGGAGAAGCAGCACUUAAAAACAUUUAUUGAGCUGAUGGCAGAAAACAGAGUCCGCCCUACCAUCUUGAUGCCAUUCUGGAAUGUUGCAGGUUUUGCUUUAGGAGCUGGGUCAGCACUGUUGGGAAAAGAAGCAGCAAUGGCCUGCACUGUAGCGAUUGAAGAGACUAUUUCUGAACAUUACAACAGUCAGAUUAGAGAAUUAAUGGAAGAAGAUCCUGAAAGAUACAAAGAUUUACUUGAGCUGAUCAAGACUUUCCGUGAUGAAGAAAUGGAGCAUCAUGACAUUGGUUUGGAACAGGAUGCAGAGAUGGCACCUGUAUUCUGGUUACUGAAGAACACAAUACAGGCUGGCUGUAAGGCUGCAAUAUUUCUUUCUGAACGCUUCUAGUUUUUAUGUAAUUAUUGAGUAUCAUAAAUGAACUUUAGGAGUCUAAAUCCUUAAGCUACCAGAGGAGGAUAACACACCCUGAUUUACCUGUCAAUUUGCAGAAGACAAAUGAUCAGUCAUUGAUUCCCUUCCAGACAGACUUCUGUGAAAUAAACUACUUGUGUAUUAUGAUUUGCCAAGUCAACAUAAUGAGUGACUCUGUUGUUUCCAUUUUAAACAUGACUGUUUUAAUAAUUAUUAAUUGAAUACAGUGUUCAUAAUUUUGAUUUUAGGGGAAAUUGUCUUUCCAGAUGACCUUUGGAGGUCAGAGUGCUGGGUCAGCCAUUGUACGGGGCAAUUUUCAGGUCAAGGGCCUUGCUGAGUUUAAUAAAUUAUACCACCCUCGCUA
This is a messenger RNA of Polypterus senegalus (gray bichir), 1183 nucleotides long. RefSeq names its product coenzyme Q7 homolog, ubiquinone (yeast) (gene coq7). Gene Ontology annotation, cellular component: nucleus; mitochondrial inner membrane. Lineage: Eukaryota; Metazoa; Chordata; Cladistia; Polypteriformes; Polypteridae. Bases 112 to 795 code for a protein of 227 amino acids. Gene Ontology annotation, biological process: ubiquinone biosynthetic process; determination of adult lifespan; regulation of gene expression. Gene Ontology annotation, molecular function: 3-demethoxyubiquinol 3-hydroxylase activity. The transcript is spliced from 6 exons. The record is from RefSeq and is a predicted model, not a curated record.